Messenger RNA from Carassius gibelio (silver crucian carp), 6774 nucleotides. Its product is annotated as cAMP and cAMP-inhibited cGMP 3',5'-cyclic phosphodiesterase 10A. NCBI's taxonomy places the organism in Eukaryota, Metazoa, Chordata, Actinopteri, Cypriniformes, Cyprinidae. The transcript has 7 exons. The coding region runs from base 3464 to 4315 and encodes 283 amino acids. Gene Ontology annotation, molecular function: 3',5'-cGMP-stimulated cyclic-nucleotide phosphodiesterase activity. The record is from RefSeq and is a predicted model, not a curated record. Gene Ontology annotation, biological process: negative regulation of receptor guanylyl cyclase signaling pathway; signal transduction.
GGGAUGCUUGAGAACGGUUAUGAGAAGAUGCCCCCUAUAAAAGAAACGCUAGCCAGCUAUCUCUUUGUGGGUUUAACAUCUUAUCUUAAGGCUCCCUCCCUGCAGUCCAAACCCCUUAAAGAUUCAACUUUUUUUUAUAGCAUGGCUUACGCAGCAGCAGCAAGUUGCGUCACACCACAGAUCUUGCUCUCUUUGCCACUAAGCAGGCCGCCACUGCAAUUGGCAAAUCUAUGGUGGCCAUGGUGGUUAUGGAGAGGGAUCUACUGUAUGGGUGAACCUGGUGGAUAUCAGGAUGGUGGUCGAGAAGUUUAAGCAGGCCAAGAUGCUUGGCUGCCUUUAAAUACUUCAUUCCUCGAAUGUCCAGGUCUGAGCCCAAACAAAAGAGGGGUCCUGGCCUGUCUCUAUCUAAGGGUCAGAGGUGGGUACAGAAGACUAGUGUCAUGACUCGCGCCCCUCCCCCCAUCUUCGGGUACCAAAGGGUUACAGGCAAGAUUUGAGGGAGGUGUUAUCAGGUUUAAACCUGAGCAUUUUCUCACCUCUCUCCCUGUUUUAACAUCUGCUCUCAUCUUCCUCCCAUUAAUUACCCUGAAGCUCCUCCACCUGAUUGAGGUUAGGUAGGUGCCUCCUGUGCUCACACUACAGUCUCUCAUGCUGGUCCUAUGAUGUUUUUGGUUAGUUCCUAUGUCCCAUAAAACUACCUUACUGAUAGUCCAGUCCCAAGUGCUCUUUGGACUUUACUUUCAGAUGAUAGCUGUUUGAGUCAUGCACGGGAGCCAUGAAUGUUUUUUCUCUUGAGUAUAAUUCUUCAUGACUUGCUCCUUGAUGUCUGGGCUGGGUGUCUACUUCCAGAAAGUGCCCCGGUCAGGACACACUACUGAUAUCAAGGGGUCUCCUGAGGUUUGAGUCAUCCUCUUGACCAUCAUGCACAUUCUCUGAGCUAGAGCUCCUCGCCACUGAGGCGUUAAGUGGCUUAAGGUGGUCAGGCCCAUGAGGCUUCCCUCUCACAAUGCCCUUAUGGAUGAACCAGUGAAUUGCCCCUUUGCAAAGUGGACCUGACUACACUGCAUUCCCUAAGGUACAAGUGAAAUGUGUAUCUGCAGAGACCAUUUCUAAGUGCCUCAGCUCUGAGAAGCAGUAGCAGUAGGCGUGAAUGGGUUGUUGGGUCUUGUUGCCUCUACAGGUUCUCUGUAGGCCUGGUCAAAUGAGAUUCAUACUCUCUACUGAGUGUAAGGCCAGUCCUGUUGCCUCCUUGGUUAGUUGCCUCUAUGCUGUGACCCUGUUGUUCCCUGUUGGAAUGUGUGAUCCCUUUCUAAGCUGGAUCCCAUUUCUGAUGUCCCAUCUGAGAUCAUCUGCUCCAUGGACAUGUUCAUACUCCCCAUACUGCAGGAGGGUCUUCUAUGAGCUCACCAGUCCUGGGUGGAUUACGUGAGUCCUCCUCUCUAUUCUUGAGAGCUAGGUACUUUGCCCUGUGCUAAUGAUCACCUUAGUCGAGCUGGGUUCCUCUUUUUUGUUAAGGGUUGAGCCCUCUGCUCUUUGAGGUCCGUGGCAGCGGCAUCAGGUGGUUUGGCCACUUGCUGCCCCCCUGAUAGUUUGCCCUCUCUUGGCCGAGCCUAGCAGUGCUCCCCUCACUUUUGAGUGUUCCUUUUAGAGCCCCAUUGAGUGGCAGCCUCUGGUUGUUAGGCCUCUCUCUGCAUUCCUGUUAAGCUGCUCUCGCUUUUUUUGUUUGAGCUUAGCUGUGCUCCCUCACUUAGAGUGUUACCAUCGAGCACACCGCUCCCAAUUGAGCAUCUGCGGUUUCCUUUCACAUGCAUCUUUGGGAGCGGAGCUGUGCCAAAAGUAAAAAAUAAAUGUUCUGUACAAUGCCAUGUUAAAUGAGGUCAAGCACACUCAAAGCAAACUUCCACUAACACUGCGCUGACAUCAUAUUUGGAGCGGGCACCCAAGCGAUCUUGCGGACGCAUCAAGCAUGGCACUCCUUGAUUGAGUGAGCUUAGCAGUGCUCCCCUCACCAUAAAGGAUUACCCAUGAGCAUGCCGCUCCAAAAUCGAGUGUCUGAAGUUCCUCUCCUACUUUGAGAGUUGGGCCUCCACUCCAGAGAGCUCCAGUCAGCAGCUGUGCCAGGUUGUUGGUCUACCUUCUGCCUCCAUGGCAGGUUGCUUAUUUGGUCUAGCUAGCUGUGCUUCCCUCACCGUGGAUGGUCUUUUGUGACGACGCUGCUCCCUUUUGAGCAACUGAGUCCCUCUAACUGAAGAGUCGAAUCCUUUGCUCUGUGAGAUCCACUGGGUAGCAUGUCAGGACUCUGCCUCCCUAUUAAGCUGUUCUCUUGGUGAGCUCAGCAGUGCUUCACUCACACUAGAGGGUUAUCUAUCAGCACGCUCCUUCCUUUUGGUCGGAGGGGAUAAUGUCACUGACAGCUGUCAAGGUGAUAAUGUUACUGACACCCUACCCUAGGGACAACUCAUGUCAAGUUACCUUUAUUUAUAUAGCGGUUUUAACACAGACUUAAUACAGAUUGUGUCAAAGCAACUGAACAGAGUUGGUACUUAGUGGUACUUAGGUAGAGUUGGUACUUAAUGCUUGUGGUGGUUUCUGGCAUACGCAGCAUGGCAGCAUGGGCAUACAAUUCCCCAUAGCAACCUCAAGAGGACACAGUUCAAAGUUUCCUCGAAAGAGAAUGUCUCAGGUUACAUAUGUAACCAUGGUUCCCUGAGACGGCAACGAGACACUGCAUCCUUUAGAUUCCUUGCCAUGCUUUAGAUGCAAGCUUCAGAUGAAGAAGUGGAUGACGUGUCUCCCGGCCCACUUUUAUAUUUUUGUCGUACUGGGUAAUGACAUCAUAGGCUGUCACAAUCCAAUGUUAUUGUCGUAUUUAGAUGUAUGAUUCAGGCACCGUUCAUGCUGAAGGUGUUCACCCAUAAAGUUCUCAGUGUGCAGACUUCACUUCUUUAUUUGUUCACCCAUAAUGACCUCUAGAGGAUGCAGUUAAGUCAUUCCCUUCCCAGGGAACCAUGGUUACAUAUGUACCCUAUGUCGAUUUUUACAUUUUGCAUAAUUUUUGUAAAAUAACUAAAAUCUUUAUUUAGGCUAAAUUAAAAUGACAGGGUAAUCAUUUGCAUAAAAUAUAUUUAAAUAAUUUGUGUAUCUAAUUAAAUUACUUAAACUAUGAUUAAUGAUGAUGUAAUUAUUUAUAUUUUAUAAUGAUUUUCAUUUAAGAACUAGGUCUGGGACCGGGGUUUAACAAUAAAAUACAUACAUUAAAGGCAUUUAAGAAAUAAAAAUAAACAACCUUCAUAUAACAAUAAGAUUAAAUAUAUUGGCUCAAUAAAAAAAAAAUCUAUCAUUUGUAUUCUGCCCAUAGAUGAAGAAACACUCAUGUACAGCUGCUAUGACAAGGCAAAGAUUUACAAUAACACUUUCUUUGUGUUAUUAAAGCUUUGAGCAGGAGAAACUGUGUCGCUUCACUAUGUCAGUGCGGAAAAAUUACAGACGAGUUCCAUAUCACAACUGGAAACAUGCUGUGACAGUGGCACACUGCAUGUAUGCCAUCCUUCAAAAGACCACUGGGAUCUUCACUGAGCUUGAGAGGAAAGGCUUGCUGAUUGCCUGCUUAUGUCAUGACCUGGACCACCGCGGCUACAGUAACAGUUAUCUACAGAAGUUUGAUCAUCCGUUGGCUGCCCUGUAUUCCACAUCUACCAUGGAACAGCAUCACUUUUCACAGACGGUGUCCAUCCUGCAGCUGGAAGGGCACAAUAUUUUCUCCAACCUGACUUCCAGUGAGUAUGAGCAGGUGCUGGAGAUCAUCAGGAAGGCCAUCAUCGCCACAGACCUCGCCUUGUACUUUGGCAACCGCAAGCAGCUGGCCGAACUGCUGGCCACAGGGGCGCUGGACCUGAACAACCGAGCUCACAGGGACCGCGUGAUCGGUCUGAUGAUGACGGCCUGUGAUCUCUGCUCUGUGACCAAACUGUGGCCCGUCACAAGACUCACAGCCAAUGACAUUUAUGCAGAGUUCUGGACUGAGGGGGAUGAAAUGAAGAAGAUUGGAAUGCAGCCCAUUCCUAUGAUGGACAGAGAUAAAAAGGAUGAGGUUCCCCAGGGACAGGUGGGGUUUUACAAUGCUGUGGCUAUUCCCUGUUACACCACCCUGUCAGAGCUGUUUCCUCCCUCCAGUCCUCUGCUUACAGCCUGCAGGGAAAACCUGGCCCAAUGGGAACGAAUCGUGCAAGGAGAGGACACUUCUGCGUGGGCUUCCACUGAAGAGGCCGAGCUGAGCGAGACAUCAGACAGUGGACCAGUAAAAGUGGACAACUGAAUCUGUGGCACCUGUCCCACAGCACCACCUACACCCUGCCAGAACACUGGACUUCCUGUGGACAGUGCCACUUCCUGCAGAGACAGGAGGAAGCGCAGAGGGCAGGCGGGGAAGGAUACAUUCAGACAAAUAAACAAAACAUAAUGUUACCUCAGUGGGUGACGGAGGCGUACACUCUAAUGACAUCAGGGCUCCCUCGUCGAUGGCUGGGACUCAAGUCCACUUCAGCAGAACGGCAGUACUUUUCCUUAGGAGGUUGCUUCAGCAUCUUUUUGCUUAGAGUAUUAUUAUUUGAUUUGAUUAUUUUUCAGUUUCUUUCAUGGUCUUACAUUUGAAGAGGCCUUAAAUACCAACCCGAGUCACGAUCUGGUUGGGGGACUCGUAACUAAGUUUAAAAUGGUACUUUUUAUCCUGCUGUGGUCAAAAUACGCAAAGCUUACUUGAGUGGAUUUAUUUUCUAAGACAGACAGAGAGAUUGUUUUGUCGCAGUUGAGGUGAAUGAGGCACGAUAAACCUGACGUCUGAUGGAUGUUUUAUAUAAUAUUUCGAGGCAAAAAUGUUUUGCAGUACUUGAAUGAAGAAAUGCAGCCUAUUCUGAGUGGAGUUGAAAACAAGAAUCCCCUAAAGCGCGUCCUUCCAGAGCAAACAGCUUUUGUGACGGCAUGAGUUUGACUCUGAAUCGUACUGGAGUCAACACACAAGUCACGGUGUUCCUCACCGAGAUCUCGCAGUAUCUUCCAACCCGGUAUGAAUUUAACCCAUUGAAGAUCAUAGCGCUAUUGACAUUUAAAAUAAGGAAUCAAAGGUUUAAUAAUUAUCAUAUAAUAAUAAAAUCCCUGCUCAUGCUAAUCCAUAUAAUGGCAGUGAAUAGCGAUCAACUUCAAACUUUAAAGAAAAAGAUCACGGAAUAAUUCCAUGUGACCCGUGCUGCAUCUUCCGUGUGUUUUAAGGUCACAUAAUAAGGUUUGGCGAAAAACAAAAUGAAACUUUAAUUAUUUUAUUACAUUUCUGACUUUUCCUGUUGGUUUAAUUAAGGAGUAAUGAGUACAUUUUCACUUCUGGGUGACCUAUCCCUUUAACUCUGUGGACUAACCCUCUUCAAAAUGCCCCAACAACAACAAAAAAAUGACUGACCAAUCUUAUCUUAGUAACUGGUGCAUCCACCGUGAAACCAGACAAACUGUUCCUCUUUUCUAAUGUAAGUCUAUGAGAAUCUCGCAUGUUUGGUAUCUUUUAAAGGAAUUGGAUCGAAAUCAGUUUCCACAGCACUUAAAAAUAUCUAAUAAUGACAACAUAAACAUCAACACAUUACGUUCCCUUUUCCAAAUCUAAAUAAACCUUAAAAACAUCAUACUGUGGAUUAAACUUUCUAAAUCUCACUCCCAAAUCAACAUGAUUCACAAGUCUUUAAAGAUAAUUGUUAUUGUGUAAUUCAGACACAAUCUUUACACAAAAUCAGCCGAGGAAUAAUGCUUUGCAAUGUCACACUUCUUCAUUGCUUUACGCUCCAGUUUCUAUGGGAUGUUCUGUAAUGUUGUGUGAGCAAAGAACAGUAACCAAUGAGGCGGAGCUUAGUGAAGGGGCAAUUCCACUGCACUUUCUGGAGAGUACGGUUUAUGUCUUCUACAUAAUAUAUUGUCAAAAGCAGGCUAAGAUAAAUUUCAAGUUGCGACCCAACAAAAAUGUCUGCCUUCGUUUCAAAUGGCUGAACUUUAUUUACUUUGUAUCUGUAAGAGGCGCCUGCAGUCCAUGCAGACAGUGAUGGAGCUGUGACUGACUGAUGGCCUUCUGUAAAUACUGCAGGACUGAUGAGUGAAUGUAAUCAAUACUGUCACAAACUGCUUCAAGAUGCCUGUUAGUUUUUAAGUGUACCAAAGGUGUGUACACCAUCGGAUAUGGGAAUGUUAAACAUGGCUUCCAGUGGUUGUGCUUGGAGUUUGGAGAUGUAAGCUACAUUCUAAUGGUGCUAUCUAAGGCAGUCAUGCACUUUCUGAUCCCGUGCGCAUGCGAGUGCAUGUGUGUGUGUGUGUGUGUGUGUGUGUGUGUGUGUGUUUGCUCUGGAGUAACGCUACCAACCCCCAUCUUCUUCGGAGUCAGAGUUGAGAGGCUCUGUUCAGCACCGCUCACCUCCAUCACCAAGAUCAUCCACAACCAGUUGUCUUUCCCCUCAUAUGCACUAUGUUUAGAGACUAUUAUUAUUGUUAUUAAUAUUAUUGCUCCUAUUAUAUUAUUAUUGAUUAUUACCAUUGUUAUUUUGUUAAUUAGAGUUCAAUUUUAAAUUAACUUAUAUUUUUUAUACAAAGUUUAGCAUUUUUGCUUUGUACAGAACAAAUUGUACAUUAUGGAAAUAAAGCAAAUGGUCAUUUAGAGAAACUGCAUACUGUUGCCCGAGAUAAAUGUCUCAACUCUAAAUGUACGAGCAGUAAUUACUUUUAUUAAAUAUUUCUGAUGAAUUCAAA